AUGGACAGAUUACCCUAUCCACUCCUUUUUGACAUUAUGCAUUAUCUCGACCCCUCUUCUCUUUUGACUAUGGCCCAAACGAACAAAUUCAUGUCUAUCCCUGCUCUUCAAUCGCUGUGGAAAAAACCAACUCUUAGUUCUCAUCAUAUGCUGUCCUUGUUUACAUCUUCUCUUAACGCCUCUAGUACUUCUGUCAGGCCCUAUUAUCUAUGGGUUACCGAAUUAACCGUGUCUUUUUCUAUCAAUACAACAUAUGCCCUUUUGCCUGAUACUUCCUAUGUUAUAUUACCUGAUACAUUCUAUGCCUCCCUACGUUUGAUUCAUCUCAACCGCCUUUCUCUUUGUCGUGUCCAGAUAAAUAUGCACCCUCAGCCAGCCGUGAUUGAUGCUAUUCGCCACCAGAUGACUUUAUUAGACAGUCUUGAUUUAUUUGAUUGUUCGCCGUCUACCCCAACAGUGUUCCUGAUGAAAGCAAUCCAAACCAGCCUACCAUUAACUAACCUCCGAGUAUCGGAAUGUUAUCUUAGUGACUUUCAUGUCCAACAUUUUGCUGCCUACUGUCCAGAGCUACAGAAUGUCCAACUCAGGAAGACUGGGUACCUGUCAGACAGUAGUAUCACAGCUCUUGCUAGUAACUGUCCAAAACUCGAAGCCCUCGCCAUUACCUUGCCCUCGAAUAUCGUACAAUCCAACACGAUCACUUUGGUAGCCAUUAAGUCCCUGGCAGAACAUUGCCCUCGUCUUAGACAGUUCAUCUGUCCAGGACAAACACGAAUUUCAGGACCACAAACCCAGGCUUUUAUUGAACAACAUUGCCCUUUGCUAAGAGAUUAUGAUUUUUCUUUAACAUUCUAA
Molecule: messenger RNA, 855 nt
Organism: Phycomyces blakesleeanus NRRL 1555(-)
Lineage: Eukaryota; Fungi; Mucoromycota; Mucoromycetes; Mucorales; Phycomycetaceae
Exons: 1
Coding region: 1-855 (284 amino acids)
Molecular function (GO): protein binding
Source: RefSeq, a predicted model, not a curated record